ACAUAAAACAGCGUCUGGAGAUCCGAGGGACAACAUGUGCGCAAGCGUAUGCACACCUUUUAGGUACUGCGCUUGCGCAUUUGAUCAACCGGAACAAAUCCGCGGCCGGAACAAAUCCGCUGGCACAACGGAUCAAGACUUCGCGCGCUCUUCACAUCCGGGUGGUUUCUCAAGUCUUCACUCUAGAGUAAACAGUAACGUGUAGACGCGCAAUGAGUUCUCCCACUUCAAGCCUCAAGAAGACCAAAAGGACACCUCUUCCUGCUAUCAAAAGUCCAGACAGCCGUAAAUUGACUAUCCCAUACCGCCAACCGAUUUCUGGUUCUUUACACAGUCCCAAAGGUCACGAUACUAUGGCAAGCCCAGAUGCUUUGGAGAGAGAACUAAGAAAAAGUUUCCAUGGCCAUCAGCAGCCCUGUAGUCCUUCUGAUGGCGAGUUCAUUGCUUCAAUGGCUCGGAGACUUAGUGUAUUAGAACAGCAGCUGUUGGCUAAAUGUAAGGAGAUUGUAGAGAAAGACGAGAAGAUAAAUGUGUUGGAAGACAGGCUUGCUGUGUUAGAAGCAUCACGGAGUUCGGGUUGCGUUUCAACGUACUUGCCAGUUACGGAGUUGCAACGGAAGUGUCUCGUGCUGCAAAAGCGACAGCAAGAAAUGGAGAGAUUUCUUGCUGACUAUGGCAUGAUAUGGGUUGGAGAUGACUCGGGUGAUGAAAAUCAUGAAGAUGAUGCGUAUCAAGAUGAGAAUUUUGGUGAUGGAAUGUGGAGGCCUGGUAUAGUGUUUGUUUGUUUGUGUGUGUGUGUGUGAGAGAG
Molecule: messenger RNA, 808 nt
Organism: Corticium candelabrum
Lineage: Eukaryota; Metazoa; Porifera; Homoscleromorpha; Homosclerophorida; Plakinidae
Product: UBX domain-containing protein 11-like
Exons: 5
Coding region: 213-803 (196 amino acids)
Source: RefSeq, a predicted model, not a curated record